Messenger RNA from Bombina bombina (fire-bellied toad), 6734 nucleotides. Its product is annotated as growth arrest-specific protein 7. NCBI's taxonomy places the organism in Eukaryota, Metazoa, Chordata, Amphibia, Anura, Bombinatoridae. The transcript is spliced from 9 exons. Gene Ontology annotation, cellular component: cytoplasm; plasma membrane; actin filament. Gene Ontology annotation, molecular function: actin filament binding. Gene Ontology annotation, biological process: neuron projection morphogenesis; actin filament polymerization. Bases 29 to 901 code for a protein of 290 amino acids. The record is from RefSeq and is a predicted model, not a curated record.
CUGUGUGACAUUUCCUCACCCUGACACUAUGCCAGAGCAACAGUUACUAAAGCCUGGAGAGUGGAGCUAUUGUGAUUAUUUCUGGGCUGAUAAGAAAGACCCACAAGGUAACACCACUGUGACUGGAUUCGAAGAUCUCCUUCAGAAACAGCUCAAGGGGAAACAAAUGCAAAAGGAGAUGGCUGAGUUUAUCCGUGAAAGGAUAAAGAUUGAGGAAGAAUAUGCAAAAAACUUAGCAAAGCUGUCUCAAAAUUCCCUUGCAUAUCAGGAAGAAGGAACGUUGGGAGAGGCUUGGACGCAAGUAAAGAAGAGUUUAGCUGACGAAGCUGAGGUGCAUCUCAAAUUUUCUUCAAAGUUACAAAGUGAAGUAGAGAAACCAUUAUUAAAUUUCAGAGAAAACUUCAAAAAGGACAUGAGGAAGUUUGACCACCACAUAGCAGAUUUACGGAAACAACUCGCCAGCCGAUAUGCAUCAGUAGAAAAGGCUAGAAAAGCUUUAGCAGAAAGGCAGAAAGAUCUGGAAGUAAAAACUCAGCAAUUAGAGAUUAAACUCAGCAAUAAAACAGAAGAAGAUAUAAAGAAAGCAAGACGGAAGUCAACGCAAGCAGGGGACGACUUGAUGCGUUGUGUAGAUCUCUACAAUCAAUCACAGUCCAAGUGGUUUGAAGAAAUGGUUACAACGACUCUGGAACUUGAAAGAUUGGAAGUGGAGCGUGUUGAAAUGAUACGUCAGCAUCUAUGUCAGUACACACAGUUAAGACAUGAAACAGACAUGUUUAACCAAAGUACGGUAGAACCAGUGGAUCAGCUUCUUCAGAAAGUGGACCCUGCGAAAGACAGAGAACUGUGGGUGAAGGAACACAAAACAGGAGAUAUCAGACCAGUUGACAUGGACAUAUAGACUUAUUUUUUUCUCUUGUUGCUUUCCUGAAUUUCUAAUUCAGAUUUCAAAUUUGGAUGGAUGUUUAUACAGCCAAGGCAUGGAUAGUGUAAAUAAUUGUAAGAAAAAAAAUGUCAUACAGUGCUGUGUCACCAAAUCAUUAUUUUUUCAUGGGGAUCUGGGAAUGUUAGCUUGCUUUGGGAAAAACCUUAAAUACGUAAAUCAAUAUUACAAUCUAGCUGGGUAAUAUGUAAACACAUUGUACCCAUGUCAGACCAGUCCUGGAAAAGAUAUUGUCUGCCAUUGUUAGUAUUUCAUAAACAAAUACAGAUAACUAUUUUUAUUUUCAAAAACAAGUAAAAAGCAAAUGAAACUGGAGUCUGUCGCUCAGCUGCCCUGUUCUUUGUGGCUGAAUUAGCAAAGUUUUUAAGGUCUAUGUAGAAUUCCUUUACAAAAGAACCUGUUAUCUUGUUAAGAAGCUAAAAUUAAUGUCAUAAUUAUCAGUGUUAACUGUUGAAGCCAUUGCCAAAAAACUAAAACUUCACAAUAGACUAAUAAAGACAGUACACUAUAGUGGACAAAAACAGGUUUUACAAGAAUAAGUACAAAAUGUUGUUUAUUCGCCAAACAAGAAAAAAAUAUUUACAGGGGAAUUAAACAGUAUGAGAUUGUAAUUAAAAGUAUUAAUUAUGUGUAGUUAAACAACUUUGCGGUAUACUUUCACUUUAUUUAUUUUGUCCUCUUUUUUCUGUAAUUUAAGUCUGAAAAUGGUUGGUUUUCUAAAUUAGACUGAGUUUUUUUUAAAUUAAUGGGCACCACCAUGUUUGAACUUAAGCUUUCUAUCUCUCUCUUUUUCCUAAUCUCUCUCUUGCUGAGGAAAAUUUAGGACAGCAAGAGUAGUAUAGAGAAAAUCCCCCCACAAAUGUUUUAUUCCUGUUUAGCCACACCCCAGAACACCUAGACACACCCCUAACCACCAAGUCACGCCCCUGAACCACCCACAGAACACCUGCAACUCCUCCCUCAUCCUGGAAAACUGUUCCCCAUCCCAUGAGACUAAUAGGUAGCUACUGACCUUUUGGAAUUAUACCAUAACCAAGUAAAUUUUUAAACACACUUUAUUAUUUCAACAGCUGGUUUUCAUUUGUUUCACAUAGCUAAAUAUUUCAGCUUGUUGUAACAAAGUAUACAUUAAAAAGUACAACAUGGUGCCUGUAUUCAAUACCCAUUUUUUUUAACCUUUUUGCUUCAGUCUAAUUCCAAAUCCUUGGUAGUUAAUGGAUCAUCAAUUCUGAUAUCUUGUCAUAACCAUUAAUGGUUUAAUAAAGGUGACAGACUAGCCCCUCUGAUUUCAAUAAGAUAUAUGUUUGAAACUUGCCCUGCAAUUUGUCUCAUAAGAGCUUAAUUAAUUAAAUAGUUGUACUAAUGAUAAAUUGGUGUAAAUGAGGGACUGGAAAUACAUUAACAGAUGAAAAUAUGUUUUAUAUUGUCAAUAUGUAUAUGUUUAAAAAAUAUAUGUAAUUGUAUAUAAAGGACUAUCUAUCAAGCUCUGGAUUUCCCCCCAUUGAUAUCUCAACAUGAGAAAGAUAACAUCUGUAUCUUAAUUUAUAGAAUACAGAUAUUUAUUGGAAGAAUCUAACACUUCAGUACAAAUAAAUAGAGCCAAAUUCCCAGUUCAAAACUAUACUCUGCCUAUGCAAUCAUCAAAUAAAAAAAAUUAAAGUAAAAAAAUAACUUUUAUUCACAAAAGUCCAUAAAAGAGUCCCAUGGACUUUUGUGAAUAAACAUUACUUUUUACUUUAAAAAUCCAGUGAGUAUAUAUAUAUAUAUAUAUAUAUAUAUAUAUACUGUAUAUAGGUAUAUGCUCGUUGGCAGACAGGAGUAGCCCUCACACCUUUAUUGCUGAUGUAUGUAUGCUAAAAUGAUUUUAUUUUUUAUGAAGAAAAAAUGUCAUAGCUGUUUAAAUGAAAGGAGCAGUAAUUCCAAACUUUUUCUUUCAUGAUUCAUACAAUUUAAAAAAAAAAUCCAAUUUACUUAUUUUAUUUGAUUUAUUUUACUCUCCUGAUAUAAUUUCUUAAAAAGACAAAGCUAGGUAGACUCAGGAACAGCAAUGCACUACUAGAAGCUAGCUGCUGAUUGGUUGCACAUAUAUGCGUUUUGUCAUUGGCUCACCUAAUGUGUUAAGCUAGCUCCCAAGAGUGCAUACCAAGAGAAUAAAGCAAGUUUAAUGAUAGAAGUAAACUGGAAAGGUGUUUAAAACUGUAUGUGCUAUCUGUAUCAUGAAAGAACAGUUUUUAGCUAAAUGUCCCUUUAAUUUUGAAAAUAUCAGGAAAUGGAUGUUUGUACACAAUUGACACCCAAUAAUUAAUUGUUAACCAUUAAGAAUGUGUUUGGAAUAGGGCACAAUCUUCUGGAACUUUGAAAGUAACAGUGAUUUUAUUCAGGACAGGGAUAUCAGUUAAAAAAUGUAGUAUAUUUAAAAAAUUCCAUUUUUUACACAACAAAGAAAAAACAUUCUCUCAUCCCUUUAAGCUUUAAAGGGACAUAAUACCCAUAUGCUAAAUCACUUGAAAGUGAUGCUACAUAACUGUAAAAAGCUGACAUGAAAAUAUUUCUGUGAACAGUUAGACCUGUUGUAAAGCUGCAAGUUGAGAAAAAAAACAAAAAACAAAACACAAUAGCCAAUCAGCAUCAGCAGUGCUGAACUCAUACAGUGCUUUGCUGUGAUAUCAUGAGAUUUCACAGUAAACUUCCUUAAACUGAAUAGGAAAAUAACAUGACUGUGCCUGCACAUUCUAGAUGCACACUCCCUUGGAAGUCCUGGGACUUAAGUCUCUUUAAAGUGGGUUGUGAAUUCUUAAGAAAUGUUGAGGUAAAUAUUUUCCUUUUUUACAUAGAGAUGUUCAGCUGAUAUUUUCUAGUCAGCUUUUUACAGCUAUGCUGCAUCACUUUCAAGUGCUUCAACAUUUGGCUAUCAUUUAAGGAAGAUCACAGUCCAGACCAUUUUUGAUCUGAUUCUUUCUGUUUUUUUUAAAAUCUUGUUCAAUUAUACUAUAUAUAUAUUUAUACGCAGGAUAGUUAUGUCUGUCCCAAGAAUAUUCACAUCCCUUUACCUUUGUUCAAGAGCUUGAUACAUAGCCCCUGAGUAGAAUUAAUUCAAGAUUGCUUGUUCUUUUUUGUAUAUUGUAAGACAAAAGUAAAUAGCAAAAUAUAUAAAUACUAAUUUAACAAUAUAAACUUGAUUAUACUGAGAACUGAAUUAUUUCAAUUUACGUGUUUAAGUAACUUGUACAAUGUUUAAAUUCCGUGUAAGAGUUUAUUGUGAAAUUUAAGGACUUUAGUUUUAAACAGUUUUGUAUGAAUGAUUGAAAAUUAAUAUUGUGCCAUUCAUUUAAUUCCAAUACACUGGUGAUUUAUAGUUAAAUAUAUAAAUAUGAAAGAGUUAACAUAUUUUUGUUGACAAAGUUUUCCUUUAAAGAGAUUUUGCUGCAGAUUUCAGAAUUUAACUGUUAUGUUUUUUUUAUUUGUUUUUUUGAGAAACAAAAUCCCAACGCAUAAAGCAAUUUGUGAAUUAAAAAUAAAGUUAUUGACUCCAAUGUUACCAAAUAUUUUGUGUCCGAAAAUUCUGAUCCUUUUCACACUUUAGUUUUAUGGAAUGUCCUUUCUGUAUAUUUCUGCUUUUGUUAUUUUUCUUUUAUUAUUCUGAUUUGAUUUGUUUUCUGAAAAUAAUUCUCAGUUUGUUAUUUAUGACAAGCGUAAAAGAAAAACAAUGAUGAUGGUUUUCCUUAAUAGAUGAUGCAAAAGUCAGCAGCAUAACAAGGCACAAUAGGUAAAUCUACAGCCUCAAUGUAAAUACAAUCAGUAUAUACAAUGGGGUAGAUGUAUAAUUGGUUGAGCGGACAUGAUUCACUGUAGCAAAUCAUGUCCACUCGACCUCGCCAAAUGCAGUCAGCAUACACUGUCAGCAUUUAUCAUUGCACAAGCAGCACAUUCGCAGCCAAUUGGCCGCUAGCAGGGGGUGUCAAUCAUCCCGAUCGGUGGCUGAGAAGUUAAGGAGCAGUGGUCUUACGACCAUUGCUUCUUAACUUUCAUUUCAGACGAGGCUGAAACUUCGGGCGAAGAAAGCAGCAUCUGCUGAUUGAUAGAUCUACACCAUUAUAUCUAUCAACCAAUCAUAUUCUCUGUUAACUCUUGCACAUACUCAGUAGGAGGUGGCAUCUCAGUAAGUGUGUAUUAAAAGACUAUGCACAAUUUGAUAAUGGAAGUAAAACCGUAUGUUCUAUCUGUAUCAUGAAGAAUUAAUUUGGUAUUGGCGCCUCUCUAAUUGUUCCAAUAAUUGCACAUCAAACGAGAAGCGCUAUAAUUGCAGAAAAACAAUAAUUACAACAAAUGUGUUUUGUAGAUGUGUGUAAUUAUUAAUAAUUUGCAUGUCUGUUUAGAUAUGGUAAAGUCAUCUUGCUGGAUAGAAGGAAUUUCUCUCUGCGAUCUCGCACAAGUUAAUAAGGGACUAACCUUCGGUGUUUCAGUUAGAUCUGGGGCACUAUGGCGGUGUUCUCAACGUUGUCAUCUGAGCCUUGUUCAAACAUGUGGAAUUCCUAAUGACGCUGUUGCCACUAGGCAUGGGCAAUCAGCAGUUUCGUAAGCUGCUGAAUGCGGAAAAAGGUGGCCACUUGUGUCAUUUGGUUCUUUUCAGAGCUGGAUUUCUUUUAGUGAAAUUACAACAGAUUAAGACCUGUACAAAUCCAGGUUUUAAUGUGUUGCCCUUUAACACGCAGAAAUCCGUCUCCGAAAAAAGACACAUUCUGUGAGUCUCCGCCUUUUUCCGCAUUUGGCAGCUAAUGAAACUACUGAAUGCACAUGACUGCCACUUUAAAGUAUCUAAUUUUGAAGUCGAAUCUCAUUAUUUCAAAGCUGAAAUUUUUUUAAUUUUAUUUUGCAAUUUUAAAAAAAAAAAUCUUUUAUUUCUCUGCAAUUUUUUUUAUAUGUUAAAGUUGACAGCUCUAUUUAUUUGAAUUUUUUUUUAGUUUGUUUUGUAAUGUUUUUAGAACAUUUUUGUGACACCUGUGUCCUCGACAUUGGAUGAGAAGUUAAAGGGACAGGGAACCCAUUUUCUUUCAUGAUUUGGAAAGAACAUACAAUUUUAAACAACUUUCCAAUUUACUUUUUUAUAAUCUUAUUUGCUUUGUUCUUUUUAUAUAAUUUGUUGAGAAACAAACCAAGGUAGGCUCAGGAGCUUAUAGCUAGCUGCUGAUUGGUGGCUGCACAUAUAUGCAACUUAUAAUUGGCUUACAAAUGUGUUUGGGUACCUUCCAGUAGUGUAUUGCUGCUCCUUCAAUAAAGGAUACAAAAAGAAUGAAGCAAAAUUGAUAGUAGAAGUAAAUUAGAACGUUGUUAGAAAGUGUAUGCUCUAUCUGAAUCAUGAAGGAAAAUGUUUGGGUUUUAUCUCCAUUUAAUUGCUGUGCUGAACUCGUCACUUGCAGCUCAGAUAAGGGGCAAGUACAUAUUUUUAUUAAUUACCCAAUUUUUUACAAACAAAUUUGACUAAAUCUUUUUCAUUGACAAAGAUCAUAUACCCCACUAAAAAAUAUAAAAAAGUUAGUGGGUACUGGUUAAAUUCUCACAAUAAUAUUUUAUAAUAACUUUACUGUAGCAAACUGUUUUUGCUGAUGUAUCUAAGGAAAAAGAUUAAACUAUUAAAUAUUAAUCUACAAUUUAGUACUUCAGUCAGCCAUUGUUGUGUAAUGCUUGUUUUGAAAAUAAAAUCUUUAUAAAAGACCCUUCAGGCAGAUUUGUACAUUUACACUGUAAAAACAUAAUAUCAAUUGUAUCUGUAAAUAAAAUUCAUUUGAAUGUU